This is a messenger RNA of Salvia hispanica, 1948 nucleotides long. RefSeq names its product Class II aminoacyl-tRNA and biotin synthetases superfamily protein (gene NS1). Lineage: Eukaryota; Viridiplantae; Streptophyta; Magnoliopsida; Lamiales; Lamiaceae. Gene Ontology annotation, molecular function: ATP binding; asparagine-tRNA ligase activity; nucleic acid binding. Gene Ontology annotation, cellular component: mitochondrion. Gene Ontology annotation, biological process: asparaginyl-tRNA aminoacylation. The record is from RefSeq and is a predicted model, not a curated record.
CUCUGAAAUACAAGCGUUGAGCAGAGUAUAUCAGUAAUAUCCAAAACCUCAGCUCUCAAACUCACUUCACACACAUUCAACCCACAAAAUGGCGGCUGCGGCCACCACUCUCCGCCUCCUCAAACCCUUAUCUUCCGCCGCCGCCCCUCUAUUGGCUCCUCUAAACAAUCACGCAAUCAACCGUUCGGUUGCUCCAUUGCUUCUAUUCUCCUCCGCCGCGCUCUCCCGCCGCCACCGCAGCUUCUGCACCGCGGUCUCCGCCAGCGUCUCCUCUGGCGAGGCUACCAAGGCCGAGCCAAUCGAGUCGGAAAAAGGCGCGAAAAUCCGCGAAUUCCGCAGGAAGCUCAAAAUUGUGGACAUUAAAGGAGGAGUUGAUGAGGGGCUGGAUCGAUUGGGGGAGACUCUUGUAGUCAGGGGAUGGGUUAGAACGCUUAGGGCUCAGAGCAGCGUCACAUUUAUCGAGGUUAAUGACGGUUCUUGUCUUUCAAACAUGCAAUGCGUGAUGAGUUCUGAUGCCGAUGGUUAUGAUCAGGUGGAGAGUGGUGUGAUUUCUACUGGUGCUUCAGUGUGGAUACAAGGAACCGUAGUAGCCAGUCAAGGGUCGAAGCAGAAAGUAGAAUUGAAGGUGGACAAACUUGUUACGGUUGGUAUGAGUGAUCCUUCUUUCCCAAUACAGAAGAAAAGGGUCAGCAAAGAGUUCUUAAGAACUAAAGCCCAUCUGCGUCCACGUACCAAUACUUUUGGGGCGGUUGCAAGGGUGCGCAAUGCUUUGGCCUAUGCCACACACAAGUUUUUUAAAGAAAAUGGCUUUCUUUGGCUUUCCAGCCCAAUCAUAACUGCUUCAGAUUGUGAAGGAGCUGGUGAACAGUUUUGUGUAACAACCUUGUUUUCAAACCCCAGUGAAGCUGUGCAUUCUCCAGUUAAUGCCAUCCCCACAAAACAGGAUGGUUCAGUCGAUUGGUCCAAGGACUUCUUUGGAAAACCAGCUUUUCUAACAGUAUCUGGGCAACUGAAUGCUGAAACAUAUGCUACUGCUCUUACGGAUGUAUAUACUUUUGGUCCUACAUUUAGAGCAGAAAAUUCAAAUACAUCUCGGCACUUGGCUGAAUUUUGGAUGAUAGAACCAGAACUUGCAUUUGCUGAUCUAGAAGAUGACAUGGCUUGUGCAACUGCAUAUCUCCAGUAUGUAGUAAAAUACGUUCUUGAAAACUGCAAAGAAGAUAUGGAUUUCUUCAAUACUUGGAUUGAGAAAGGAAUCAUCGACCGGCUAAGUGAUGUAGUUGAGAAAAAGGUUGUCCAGCUGACAUACACUGAUGCAGUUGAACUUCUCCUGAAAGCAAAGAAGAAAUUUGAAUUUCCGGUAACGUGGGGAUGUGAUCUGCAAAGUGAGCAUGAACGAUAUAUAACUGAGCAAACUUUUGGUGGAUGUCCUGUAAUUGUAAGAGAUUAUCCGAAGGAUAUCAAGGCAUUUUACAUGCGCCAAAAUGAUGAUGGGCGGACUGUUGCAGCCAUGGAUAUGUUGGUUCCUCGGAUUGGCGAACUAAUUGGUGGAAGCCAAAGAGAAGAACGCCUUUCUUAUCUGGAACAAAGGUUGGAUGAUUUAAAGCUCAACAAGGAGAGCUACUGGUGGUACCUUGACCUGCGGCGCUAUGGUUCAGUUCCCCAUGCCGGAUUCGGGUUGGGUUUCGAGAGGCUUGUGCAGUUUGCUACUGGGGUCGACAAUAUAAGAGAUGCAAUACCCUUCCCUCGAGCACCUGGAUCAGCUGAUUUUUGACAUUUCAGAGUAUACUGCCUUCGAUUGGAACACCAAAUUUCACAGUUAGAUUUUAUUUUUUUUUUCUGUAAAAUCUCGCAAUCGUGUGCUUGGUUUACUUGUGAAUGUAUCUAAAAUAAUUCAUUCAUUAUCUUUAUGUCAUAAAAAGACUGGAAAAAAGUGCCACUUGUGCCA